AUGAUAUACUUGCUGUUUUUUUUUUCCUUACAAUUUCGGAGAGAAGAAUCCAGUCGGAACUUGCUCCUGAUGCUCAACGAUUGAAGAGAAUGACCAAAUCUCUCAAAAUUCCCCUUCAAAGGGUCAUCUUUGCACCUCCUGCUAUCAACCGUUUCUUCUGUACGCUUCCAAGUGCUACUGCCACCGGCACCGUUCCCACCACCGACGGCGCCAACCCCGCAGAGUCCCACUUGAGGCACUUAACGAAUCAUCUCCGGUACGGAUGGACGGAGGCAGCCCUAACGCUGGCCAAAACCCUAAUUGCUUCCCGCCGGGAUCUCUUCCCUUCUCCCAUCCAUCUAUAUCAAUCACUCUCCGCGUACUUCCCUCCUGUCUCCUCCCAAGCUGCUUCCCUGGUUGUUUCAGCUUGUGCGCAACUGCGCCUUGGUGAUGAAGGCCUUCGCCUUAUAUCUAUGUUAUCUACCGUUCGGCCCGAUCACUUCCCUUCUAUCUUCUCAUGCAAACAGCUCCUGGAAACUUUAGUUUCCGACCGUCGCUACUCGAAUGUGCUAUCAUUCUUCUCGCAAAUCCUUGCUGCCGGCGUUCGACCCGACAUUUUCACCUACAAUAAGGCAAUUGAAGCCACUGUUAAGUUGGGAGACGUAUAUGGAGCGCUGCAAUUGAUGAACCAGAUGGAGAAGAAUGAUGGGAUUCAUCCAAAUGCUUUCACUUUCAAUGUUUUGAUUUCUGGGAUGUGGAAGGAGAGCCGGACAGAAGAUGCUAAAAAGCUGUUCGAUGAUCUGCUGAAGAGAAAGGUAGCACCGAAACUUGUUACCUACAAUACAAUGAUCGAUGGGUAUUGCAAGGUUGGGGAUUUAGAUGCUGCUUUUAGGGUUCGAGACCAAAUGAUUACUGGUCUUGUCGAGCCAAAUCUUACUACAUUCAAUUCUCUGCUUUGGGGACUUUGUCAUGCAGGUAGGAUGGAUGAGACUGAGGAUUUGUUGGAGGAGAUGAAGAUGAAAGGCCUAACACCCGAUGGAUUCACUUACAGCACUCUUUUUACAGGGUAUUUGAGCUCUGGAAAGAAAAAAAGUUCCAUUGAUCUUUUUGAAGAGUGUGUCAGAAAAGGAGUACAACUUGAGCCACAUCCCUGUGGUGUUUUGCUCAGUGGACUUUGCAAGGAUGGGAGUGUCUUAAAAGCAGAGGAGGUCCUAAGAAGAAUGGUGAACAUGGGAUUGGUUCCAACUACUGUAAUAUACAAUUCUAUUAUAGAUGGCUACUGCAGGAUAGGGGACAUGGAAGGUGCCUUCUCAGCAUUAAGGAGGAUGGAAUCUUUGGGAUUGAAAGUUAACCACAUAACUUACAACUCACUGAUAAAUGGAAUGUGCAAGUUGCAGAGGAUGGCGGAUGCAGAACAUUUAUUGAAGACGAUGAAAGAGAAGGGAGAGGCUCCCACGAUAGAGACAAUGAACACUUUAAUUGAUGCAUAUUCUCGAAGUGGACAAUUCACAAGAUGUUUUGAGAUUAUUGAGGAGAUGGAAGAAAAAUUGAGUCUCAAACCUAAUAUUGUUUCUUAUGGGUCUGUAAUAAAUGGGUUUUGCAAGAGUGGAAAGCUCUACGAGGCAGAAGCACUCUUUGAAGAUAUUUUGAUCAGAGGUAUCAAAAUCAAUGAAAAGAUAUACAACAUGCUUAUUGAUGCAUACAGUACCAAUGGCAAUUUUAAGAAGGCCAACAAGUUAAUUCUCGACAUGAAGAGGGUUGGUGUUUGUCCAAGCAUUGUAACUUAUAAUUCUCUUAUUAAAGGUCUCUGUGGAAAAGGGCGCUUGUCUAGUGCUGAAGAGUUGACCGGCACGCUAAGAAGUGAUGGUCCGAGCCUUGAUGUCAUCACAUACAACACAUUGAUGGCUGCAUAUUGCAAUUCCAACGACAUUCAGAAAGCUAUUGAAUUAUACAAAGAGAUGGAAAAAAAUGGAAUCAAACCUAAUUUGGCUAGUUAUUAUAUUUUGAUAAGUAAAAUGUGUACGGAUGGAAGAAUACAGGAUGUUGAUAAUCUAUAUAAGGACAUAUUACAGAAUAAGAUUGAUCCUGACAGGCAUCUGUAUAGUAUUAUGAUAUCUGGUUAUGCUGGAAUUGGAAAUCAUUCUAAGGUCCUUGCUCUGCAGGAAGAGAUGAGGAAGAGUGGAAUACCCUUUGAUGAGACUAUCAAGAUACUUGGAUUUAGGAGGAGAAAGACAGAAGAAAAGUGGUUUUCAUAAUCAAGUGGAAAAAUUAGCUGCCAGUCCUUGCUAUAGAUUUACUUGAUGAAACUUAUGCUUUCGAGAUUCUAUGGAAGAUUAUAUAAGAGCAAGAAAGUUGAAAACAGAAAUUGAUGCUUUACUUGUAUUAGACGAAGUACUGAUGAAAAUUGCCGUAGAUUGCUUCAUAUAUGCUGCCAAUACCAAUGCAGGAAGGUUGUGCCUCUGAACUAUAAAUUUGAAGCCGACCAGGUUCCCUAGAUAAGCAGGUACGGCCUUCUAUUUGAUAUCAUUUUAAACUUUCAGCAAUGGAAACCAAUCUGUGGUUGUAAAAUCCUUUUUUUUUUGUCUGAGAUAAAUUUUAUUUCCUUGAAGUUGAAGUCAAGAGUUUGGUAAGUUUGUUUUCU
Messenger RNA from Dendrobium catenatum, 2620 nucleotides. RefSeq names its product pentatricopeptide repeat-containing protein At5g12100, mitochondrial. Lineage: Eukaryota; Viridiplantae; Streptophyta; Magnoliopsida; Asparagales; Orchidaceae. Bases 90 to 2234 code for a protein of 714 amino acids. The transcript is spliced from 2 exons. The record is from RefSeq and is a predicted model, not a curated record. Gene Ontology annotation, molecular function: protein binding.